Messenger RNA from Boleophthalmus pectinirostris (great blue-spotted mudskipper), 5292 nucleotides. It is a transcript of the gene mdga2a, whose product is annotated as MAM domain containing glycosylphosphatidylinositol anchor 2a. NCBI's taxonomy places the organism in Eukaryota, Metazoa, Chordata, Actinopteri, Gobiiformes, Gobiidae. The transcript is spliced from 19 exons. Gene Ontology annotation, molecular function: protein binding. Gene Ontology annotation, biological process: homophilic cell-cell adhesion. Gene Ontology annotation, cellular component: plasma membrane. Bases 1 to 2967 code for a protein of 988 amino acids. The record is from RefSeq and is a predicted model, not a curated record.
AUGGCGCUGGCGCUGCUGCUGACGCUCGGCCUCUUCACCGGCUCCCUGCGCCUUGUGCACGCGCAGGGCGUGUAUGGAACCGGAGCGGAGUCAGUGGCGUGUGACCUUGGGUUCCGCGGGAGCUCCGGGGCGCCCCCUACAGUGCGUAUCGUGCACGCGGCUCCGGCCUGUGACGUGGACGAGGACCGUUUCACUGAGAGAGUCCACACCAUCAGAGAGGGACAGACUCUGGAGCUGCUGUGUCUCGUGACAGGGCACCCGAGACCUCAGAUCCGGUGGACAAAGACGGCGGGUGGGGCUUCUGAUCGUCAUGGUGAUGCUGCUCCACCCAACGACACUCUGAGGAUUGAGUCCAUCACCCGCCACCAGGGGGGGCGCUACUACUGCAAAGCUGAGAAUGGACAGGGAUCCCCGGCCAUACGCUCCAUCAGGGUCGACGUGUACUAUUUAGACCCCCCUGUGAUCUCAGUGCACCAGAGCCUGGGUGAGACAGACCAGUUCUACUCGGACCGGACCGUGUUCCUGAGGUGUGAGGCCCGGUCCAACCCAAGUCCCGACUACACCUGGUUCAGAGGAAAGACUCCUCUGAGCGAAGGGACUGACCAGGGAGUGGACAUCUACGAACCACUGUUUACUCAGGGGGGGACUAAGAUCCUGAAGCUGAAGAACCUUCGUCCUGUGGACUUCUCUGAGUACAGCUGUGUGUCGUCUGUGAGAGGAGUGUGUGGGAUCAGAGACAAGAGCGCCACCUUCAGGCUCACCAAUACUACAGCGCCCCCUGCUGUCCGCUUGCUACUGCCUGACCCUGUCAUAGUAAACCCGGGCGAAAGUGUGACUCUGGGCUGCGUGCCAUCGGCAGGUGACCCUCCCCCCGCCAUAACCUGGGUGCGUGCCGGAGGGGCAGAGCUCCCCAAACACAGCUCGGCCAAUCGCGGCGCUCUGACUGUCACCGCGGUAACUGUAGAGGAUGGGGGCGUGUACACCUGCGUCGCCACAAACAACGUGGGCAGCCCAGCCAAAAAGAACACCACCAUCCUAGUGCGAGGUCUGCGCAGGGCCCGGUUCUGGAUCACGCCGGACCCGUACCAUAACGAUGACCACAUCCAGAUCGGGCGCGAGGUGAAGAUCACCUGUCAGGUAGAGGCCACGCCCCCUGAGGAGCUGACCUUUGAUUGGCUGAAGAACGGACGACCUCUGCGCAGCUCGGAGCGGAUGGUGAUCACACACUCAGACUCGGCAGCUCCGGGUCGGUCCAGCCUGGACAUCAUUGACCUGAAGUUCACAGACUUUGGGACCUACAGCUGUGUGGCGUCACUGAGGAACGGAGGAAGUCCAGAGAUCAGUAUUGACGUCAACAUCUCCUCAACCACAGUUCCUCCGGAGCUGACUGUGCCUAGGGGGCGCUCUGUGCUGGUAGUGCAGGAGGGCGACUCGGUGGACCUGCAGUGCCUGGUAUCAGGGAAACCCAAACCCACCGUCCUGUGGUUCAAACUGGACUCAUACUCCUCGGCCCACAACCCUGAAGGGGGACAGGUGGACAGCGCCCCCCUGUGGGAGAGUGCAGACGGGUUGCUUCACCUGUCCAACGUGUCUCGGGACAUGUCUGGAGUUUAUCGCUGUCAAACGAGUCAGCUCAAUGGCUUCAACGUGAGGCCCAGACAAGCACUCAUCCUGCUGCACGUGCACUAUCCCCCUGUAGUGGAGCCUGUGUUUGCUGAGGUGCGGCAGGCAUUGGGCAGGGCGUUUUCUCUCUCCUGUGGACUUCUGGGAGCCCAUCCCUCCAGGGGCCUUCGCUUCGAGUGGAAGCUGGGCUCCAGGCUCCUGACGCGGGGAGAGCUGCUCCACGGACAAACCCAGUACCAGGUCCGAGCUCUGAACCGAGAAGGCUACGGACUGUACACCUGCGAGAUCAGCAAUGAAGCAGGGGCCGGCAGGUGCAGCUUCCAUGUAACAGGUAAAGCCUUUGCUCCAGAGUUUUAUUACGACUCAGACUCGAGUCUGUGGCAGAACCGGCCCUCGGUCUAUGGCUUCAGACUCCUCUGGACCCAACGAGAACCCGACUCUGUGGACCGGGUCCUGGCCUACAGACUGGGACUGAGACAGCUGUCCCAGACUCGAUGGUGGGAGCAGGAGAUCCCCAUAGACUCAGUGAUCCAGAAGGGGGCGCUGCUGAGCCAUAACCUGACGGAACUGGUCAAACCUGAGUCUUACCUGGUCAGACUCACGCCUAUAACGCGCUUUGGUGAGGGCGAUGCCUCCGAACGCAUCAUCGCCUACACAGCUCCUGUAAACCCACACCUCAGACAGUUCCGGUGUGGGUUUGAAGACCCCGCCCUGUGCCUCUGCUCUCAGGAUCGCUCGGAUCAGUUUGACUGGACAAGACACAGCGCUGCGUCACGUGACUCCAAGUACACGCCCAACACUGGCCCGAGUGCUGAUCACCGCGGCGACAAGAGCGGGCACUAUCUGUAUAUCGAGACGUCCCGUCCCCGCGUACCUGGAGACAAGGCCCGCCUCCUCACACCCACCUUUAACUCCGCCCCCAACUCACCUGUGCAUGUAAACCCCGCCUCCAACUCUCCCGGCUCCGCCCCCAACAGCCCGGGCCCCACCUACUGCUUCUCCUUCUACUACCACAUGUAUGGCAAGCACAUCGGUUCUCUCAACGUGUUCCUGCGCCAGAAAGCCUCAGACUCUCAGGUUUGGAGUCUUAGUGGUAACCAAGGCGAUCGCUGGAGACAGGCCCGAGUCAGCAUCCAGCCAAGCUCUGCCUUCCAGAUGGUGGUGGAGGGCGUGCGAGGUGCAGGAAUAGAGGGUGACAUCGCCAUUGAUGACAUUUCAAUAGAAGAAGGAGAGUGUAAAGACCCACCCCCCAAAAAUCUGAGAUCCUUGGCCCCGCCCCCUCCGUUCCAUAUAUGGACGCUGAGCCUGUCCCUAACUCUGGCUCUGAUUGGUCGAGAGAGGUGACCCCAGUCCAUCUCCGCCCACUUUUACUCGAACACCCAAUCACAUACAGCCCGCACCUAGACCCACCCCGUCGCACACAGAGCCAAUCACAGCCUUGGAUCUCUCUAAACCCCGCCCCCAAAUCGACCAAAGAGAAAAAGUCCUGGCAGUGUCAGGUUUUAGUCACGCCUCCUCCACACCUCAGCUGUCAAUCACCCACAGACACCUGUCACUGUCCAGUUUGUCCUUUUUUAGUUUCUCUCAUGUUCUGUAGCUGUAGUCACACGUGUGUCUCAUCUUAAAUAUGUUAAUAGCAAAGUUUGACUCUGUCACAGAACAAUGGCAUUUGACCAGAAUCCUCAAAGUUCUGUUUUACUGAAGUCUGACUUUACUCAGCUCUGCUCUGUUUCUAACUUUUAACAAUUUAAAUACACAAUUUUCAGAGUAAAGUCUAACAGAGGUUCAUGGUUCAGACAGAGCAGUGUUUUCAGUUAGCUUCACACCCUCAGGGAAUGUUGAUGACAUCAGUUGAAAAGUAUCUACUGUAUAUUCCAAGAGUCAGUUUUAUACCACCACUGUCAAAAAAGAGGUUUGUCCAAAGAGUGGUUGUGAGUCUGGACAUGCUCAGUUUGAUAGACAAUGACAAAACCCCGCCUGCUGUGGGUGUGUCCCUGUGAUGAUUGACAGCUGAUUCUUCAAGGGGGCGUGGCAGAAACAGGACCCGCCUCUGAACUGGAACAAAACAAACUCUUAAUGUUGUAUUUUUGUAAAUGCCCCCACAGGACACGCGCAGUACUGCAGUGUCACAGCACAAAGAGAUUCCCUUUUAAAAGAUUAAAAACACAAAUGUUUACUGCCUAUUUUUAUAUCAUAGACUACAAGUAUUUAUAGAAAAAUAAACCUUUAUUGAAGAUAGGUCUAAUAACACGAGUAGAUACUGGCCCUUUAGUUUGAACGAAUGGUGCUAUUUAUUCAGUGUUUAAAUGUUUCAUUUUUAUUUUACUUUAAUUUACAAAUAUGAAAACACAUCUGUUUAAAUAGGUGGAGUUACACACCAUAGUCAGCAAUAGCAAUUACAGAUUUGAUUUUUAUCAUUUCAAAGCUGCACUGUGUCACUUUUCUGUUGGAGGGUCUGCCACCUGCUUGUCUCCAUGGAGAUGCUAUAGCUUUGCCUGGAUUUUUUAUAGUGUUGUGUGUAUAAACACAUUUCUUGCAUAUAUUCAAGAUUUAACUUCAUAGAAACCGUAAAAAUGGUAUAUUGUGCAAAAAAAUUUUUUUUAGGCUUUCUACCAUGUUAUAACGUUCCCUCAUCAAAAGCAUGCCUGAAGAGGUUUUAGAUGUCAUCUAUGCAUGUUUGAGUAAUCUAGCGAUCUCUCCCAGGCCCUAUUCAAACCUCAUACGUUUAGCAAAAUGACCCUGUCCAAGGCUCAGCCCACAAGCCUCAAACGUCAUCCAUGCUCCCACACGACAAUUCUCCAUUAAAAAACAAAAGCAUGAUAAAAAAAAAAACAGUUCACAGCAUUAACGGGAUGUACGUUGAUUGUGUUGCGAUAGUGCUCUGAAUGGGGAGUGACUUAGUAUCAGCAGAAAAGGAAACUUAUAUAACUUGUUUUGUGGUGAAUAUAGCAUUUUAUAUAAAUAAUACAAGGUAAGGUUAUGAUUUAAAUAUGUUAUGUGUUAGCAGUUAACCCCAUAAUAUUAUAAUACCCAGUCUCUACCAAACAGUUGACCGCUUGAGUGAGUUGGCCCCUUCACAGAUCUUACCUGUAACUUGACCUGGUAAGUUCACAUAUACUCAUCUCCAUAGAGAUUCAUAAGUUUAAUGCCAAACAGUGGAACACUUCAGAGAAACAGUAACACCCCCUAGAGACCCUGAAAAGCAGAAAAGUUACAAAGUGCAGCUUUAAAGUUCAGGUUUGAGACUCACUGCCGACAACUGUAGAAAUAAGUUAAAUACCACUUUUACAAAAGGAUUUUAAAUGUAUUAACAUAUUAGUAAUUUUGUCUAGGGAGAUUAAAUGAGUAAAGUUUGGAGCGACAGGGUACAUAAAAGUUUAAGACCGUGUUUUUGGUGGACCCUAGAGGCCAGAAUGGGUACUACUGUUUUGUUCCAGUUCAACCGAAGCACAUUAAAUUUAACGAAUGUCCCACCCCUCAUAUCUACAGUACUGUACAGACUCUUAUUCUGAAAAGCUCUGAGGAGGAAGUGCCUUUAUUCAGACUCGGACCGGACCCAAACCAUGACUAGACCCAGGACUCGGACUAGAACCAGAACUAGGCCCAGGACUAGACCCGGUUUUGGUCCAAACAGACUUUUUAUGCAGAAACUGUAGAUCUCUGAAGACU